AGCCCGCAGCGUCAGCCGGCGGCGGCGGCGGCGGCGGCGGACACCGAGGAGAGCUUCACCCUGGACUUCACCGCCGUGGAAGGGAACAUCGAUAACUUCAUGGCUCAGAUCAAGAGCUUGGCUCAGUCCCUCUACCCCUGCUCCGCUCAGAAGCUGAACGAUGACAUGAAGCUUCACUUUCUGGCCAACUCCUCGGUUACCUGUAACGACGGGACACCGGCCGGGUAUUACAUGAAAGAGUCCAAGGGCAGCAGACGCUGGCUGAUCUUCUUAGAAGGGGGCUGGUACUGUUUCAGCAAAGAGAACUGUGACACUCGAUAUGACACCAUGCGCCGAUUAAUGAGCUCCACCAACUGGCCUCGCAGUAAAACAGGAACUGGAAUCCUAUCUCCUCAGCCAGAAGAAAACCCGUACUGGUGGAACGCUAAUAUAGUUUUCAUCCCUUAUUGUUCAAGUGAUGUUUGGAGUGGAGCAUCCCAGAAAUCUGAGAAAAGUGAAUAUGCUUUCAUGGGAGCGCUGAUAAUACAAGAAGUUGUCAAAGAGUUGUUGACUAAAGGCCUUGAAAAUGCAAAAAUUCUGCUGCUAGCUGGAACCAGUGCCGGUGGGACAGGAGUCCUCCUGAAUGUCGACAGAGUGGCCGAACAGCUUGAAGAGUUGGGCGUCCAUGGAGUGCAGGUUCGCGGUCUGGCUGAUUCAGGCUGGUUCCUGGACAACAAACAAUACCAAAGGACUGAUUGCAUUGACACGAUAUCAUGUGCUCCCACUGAAGCGAUCAAGAAAGGAAUAAGAUAUUGGAAUGGAGUUGUACCUGAACUUUGCAAGCAGCAAUUCAGAGAAGGGGAAGAGUGGAACUGUUUCUUUGGAUAUAAAAUAUAUCCAACUUUAAGAAGUCCGUUGUUUGUGGUCCAGUGGCUCUUUGAUGAAGCACAGCUUACAGUCGAUAAUGUGCAUCUCACUGGGCAACCAGUUCAAGAGGGACAGUGGAACUACAUUCAGAACCUGGGGAGAGAGCUGAAGAAUACUCUCAAGGAUGUACCGGCUGUUUUUGCACCUGCGUGUUUGUCUCAUGAAGUUAUCACAAAAAGCUACUGGUUGAAUCUUCAAGUGAAGGGGAUAUCCCUACCCCGGGCACUGCACUGCUGGGAUCGGAGCCUCCAGGAUGGGAACAAGAAUGGCAAGAAUUCACUGAAGGGCUGCCCCAUCCAUCUGACUGAUGGCUGUCACUGGCCGCACUGUAACCCUACCUGCCCUACCAUCAGGGACCAGUACACAGGCCAGGAGAUGACUGUUAUACAGUUCCUAAUGCACAUGGGAUUUGAUAUACAGAAGAUGGCCCAGCAGCAAGGGAUAGAGGUUAGCAAACUACUCGGAAUGCUGAGCAGCGGCAGCUAAAAUAUCCACUCACUGGGACCUGAUGAGACUUUGAAUGCGUUUUAAGGACAAAGGUCCGCACACAGUGGAGGAGCAGCAGGCUUUUCUAAUGGGACCUCAACAAUCUCACACAACAAAACCUGCAAGGACACAGAUAAAAUACCAAGCGAUGGAAAGCACUGGAUCAACACAAAACGUGAAAGAAAGACUGUGGGCCUUUCUAAGCCACGGAGGGGUCUUCGUAGAUUGGAUCAUAAAAACAAGAAGAUAAACCCAGAGAAAAUGGAUUCCUUUUCCUUUCAGUUAACAAGUGUAAAACAGGGACAGUGGGAUUCAAGCAGGAAAUGCCAAGGUCAAGAACUGAUGCAAACUAUAAUGCCAUGUAUUUUUUAACAAACUAAAACCCGUGCUAAGUUGGUAAUUUUACAUAUUUAUUUUAUUAUGUAAAUCAUAUUUAUAAGUGUUAUGCAGGCAGAGAGCUAAAUAUGUUUCUUUAUAAAUUGUAAAUACGGUCUCCUAAUCGCAUGUUUUUUGUAAUGGAAUUAAAACAAUCUUAU
Carcharodon carcharias (great white shark) is the source of this 1928-nucleotide messenger RNA. RefSeq names its product notum, palmitoleoyl-protein carboxylesterase a (gene notum1a). Gene Ontology annotation, molecular function: hydrolase activity. The transcript is spliced from 11 exons. The coding region runs from base 100 to 1392 and encodes 430 amino acids. The record is from RefSeq and is a predicted model, not a curated record. NCBI's taxonomy places the organism in Eukaryota, Metazoa, Chordata, Chondrichthyes, Lamniformes, Lamnidae.